Molecule: messenger RNA, 1230 nt
Organism: Podospora pseudocomata
Lineage: Eukaryota; Fungi; Ascomycota; Sordariomycetes; Sordariales; Podosporaceae
Exons: 4
Coding region: 1-1230 (409 amino acids)
Source: RefSeq, a predicted model, not a curated record
AUGGACGGACCAGACGGGAUGCCGAUGGAUUUUAACCUCAUACCUGCGAUGGCGCCGCCGGAGGGUCAGGUGCCCAACUUUGAGAACCCGUCGGUGAACCAGGCGCCUGCGUACAUCGCCGUCGCGGCCGUGUUCAUGGCCCUGACGGUGUUUUUUGCCGGUGUGAGGUUCUGGGCGCGGUUUUUUGUGCAGAGGGCGCCGUGGUGGGAUGAUUUCUCCCUCCACGGCGUGGGCAGACACAUGUGGGAUGUCUCCGUCGCGAGCGUCAUGAAGCUCAUCGAGCCUGGUCGAGCCAUUGGCGAUGUCACCGAGCCCGCCAUCGGUUUCACCAAGCUUGGUCUCUUGCUCUUCUACUACAAGCUCUUCGCCGUGAAUGACCUCACCAGAAUCGGCUCGCUCGUGGGCAUGGCUGUCGUCGUGCCGCUGUACACGGCGCUCUUCUUCGUCUUUGUCUUUAUGGAUGAGGCCUCGGCGUGGAAGGCGAACAAGGCCAUGGCCGUGUUCAACAUCGUUACCGAUUUCUACCUUCUCGUGUUGCCUCUCACUGCCGUGGUGUGGCUUCGCAUGGAGCGCAGAAAGAAGAUUGGUCUCAUUGUUAUUUUCUCCAGUGGUUUCCUCGCCUGCAUCCUCAGCAUCGUCGGCGCAGUCUACCGCUUCCGCGCCGCCGACGACCCCGACUUCACCUGGGUCCUCUCCAACGUCUACCUAGUCAACACAAUCGAAUGCUGCGUCGGCAUAAUCUGCGCCUGCGUCCCCUUCCUGCCCGCCCUCGCCAAAAAGUCCCCCAUCACGGCCGACUGGAUGAUCUCGCUCAAAUCCCUCCGCGACCGCAUCCUCUCGGCCGGCUCCCGCGGCUCCAGAGGCAACCGCUCCCACCCCUCCGCCAACGACUACGCUUACUACGGCAACUCCAAGGACCGCAACGCAAGCGGAGAGAUCGACCCCGAGCUUGGGGGUACUGCUUCUCUCCGACCGCCCACGGGCAAGAGCAGCAGCAAGAACACCACGCAGGAGGUGGGGUUGGACACGAUUGACGUGAUUGAUUCCAUGCCGGGGCUGUACGGGGAUGAGAGGAGCAAGGAGAGGAAGGUGAGGGGGGAGAUGUUUAGGAUGGAUCCAACGUUGCAGACGCAGACGGAGACGAGGGUGGGGAGUGACGGGGAGAGCGGGGAGGGGGUCAAAGGGGGGAUUGAGGUGAAGAAGGGGUAUGCGGUUACUGAGGGGAGGUGA